UUGAAAAGGUGAUGGCAAGCCACUUUCCUGAAUCACUGCAGCCAGUGGAAGCCACCGACGAUGCAUUCUGGGAUCAGUUCUGGGCUGACACGGCUACAUCCAUCCAGGACGUGUUCACCUUGGUGCCAGCAGCUGAGAUCCGAGCAGUCAGAGAGGAGUCACCCUCUAACUUAGCCACCCUGUGCUAUAAGGCAGUUGAGAAGUUGGUCCAAGGUGCUGAGUCGGGCUGUGCAAGUGACAAGGAGAAACAGAUUAUUAUUAACUGCACUGAGCUGCUAACCCGCAUCCUGCCUUACAUCUUUGAGGAUCCGGAUUGGAGAGGCUUCUUCUGGUCAACAGUUCCCGGAGCAGGCCGUGCUGGGGUUGACGAAGGGGAUGAUGAGAAUGCCCGGCCUCUCGCUGAAUCCCUCUUACUGGCCAUCGCUGACCUUCUCUUCUGCCCAGACUUCACCGUCCAGAGUCACAGGAAGUCUGGGCCGGAAACUGCUGAGGAUCUGCACUGUAUCGACAGCUGUGAGUACAUCUGGGAGGCUGGGGUAGGAUUUGCCCAUUCUCCACCUCACAGCUACAUCCACGACCUAAACAGGACAGAGCUUCUGAAGCUGCUGCUGACUUGUUUCUCCGAGGCUGUGUAUCUCCCACCCACCACCGAGGGAAACAUUCUCAACCCCUGGGUCCAGUUCUUCUGCUCGACAGAGAACAGACAUGCACUGCCACUGUUUACCUCACUGCUGAACAUUGUGUGUGCGUAUGACCCUGUGGGAUAUGGCAUCCCCUACAACCACCUCCUCUUCUCCGACUACAGGGAGCCCCUGGUGGAGGUGGCUGCCCAGGUCCUCAUUGCGACACUGGACCACGAUGCCUCAACCAGCCUCAGCCCAUCUGUGGAUGGGACCACAACAAGCACGGCCAUGGAUGAUACAGAGCCUCUUGGCCCAGAGAAUCUGUUUGUCAACUACUUGUCUCGAAUACAUAGGGAGGAGGAUUUCCAGUUUAUUCUGAAAGGUCUGGCUCGUUUGCUAAACAACCCACUGCUCCAGACCUACUUGCCCAAUUCCACCAAGAAAAUCCAGUUCCAUCAGGAGCUUCUGGUUCUCUUCUGGAAACUCUGUGAUUUCAACAAGAAAUUCCUUUUCUAUGCCCUGAAGAGCAGUGAUGUCCUGGAUAUCUUGGUGCCCAUCCUGUACUAUCUGAAUGAUGCGCGAGCUGACCAAUCUCGGGUGGGAUUGAUGCACAUUGGGGUCUUCAUCCUCCUGCUUCUCAGUGGAGAGCGCAACUUUGGUGUCCGACUGAACAAGCCGUACUCGGUCCGUGUGCCUAUGGACAUCCCAGUGUUCACUGGAACCCAUGCUGAUCUCCUUAUCAUUGUGUUUCACAAGAUUAUUACCAGUGGGCACCAGCGACUCCAGCCACUGUUCGACUGUUUGCUUACGAUCGUUGUCAACGUCUCUCCCUAUCUGAAGAGCUUGUCAAUGGUUGCUGCAAACAAGUUACUGCAUCUACUAGAAGCCUUCUCAACAACAUGGUUCCUGUUCACAGCAUCUCAGAACCAUCAUCUAGUCUUCUUCCUCCUUGAGGUCUUCAAUAAUAUCAUCCAGUACCAGUUUGAUGGGAAUUCAAACUUGGUGUAUGCCAUCAUUCGGAAACGCAAUGUGUUCCACCAAUUGGCCAAUCUCCCGACAGACCCUGCUGCCAUCCAGAAAGCCCUGCAGAAGAAGAAGAAAUCAACUGAGCCGAUCUCACGGACCAAUUCACAGGAAGGAGUGUCCAUGGAAGGAUCCCGGCCUGCUGCUCCAGCAGAGCCUGGCACGUUGAAAACCAGUCUCAUUGCAACUCCAGGAAUAGAUAAGCUGACGGAGAAAUCGCAGGUGUCAGAAGAUGGAACACUGAGCCGUGUGGAUCAAAGCCAGGCUCAGCCUGCCAGCCCGGCUGAGAACUGUCCAGCACCGUUAGCCAGUGACACUGAGGCUUCAAGUGCGGUGGAUGCUCUUGCUGCCACUACCUGCAGAACUGUCUGGGAGGCGAUGCCACGAAAUCCAGAAAGGAGGAGGAAACCAUCCAGUCUCUCAUCAGCAAGUCACUGGGUCCCAAGCCCUGAUUGGGUGAUAUCAUGGAAAUCAAAACUGCCCCUCCAAACAAUCAUGCGCCUGUUACAGGUUCUGGUCCCACAAGUGGAGAAGAUCUGCAUUGACAAAGGUUUGACCGAUGAGUCGGAGAUCCUGAAGUUUCUACAGCAUGGCACCCUGGUGGGAUUGCUCCCUGUGCCCCAUCCCAUCCUCAUCCGCAAAUACCAAGCCAAUGCUGGCACUGCCAUGUGGUUCCGCACGUACAUGUGGGGCGUCAUUUACCUGAGGAACGUUGACCCACCCAUCUGGUAUGACACCGAUGUGAAGCUGUUUGAAAUUCAGCGAGUUUGAGGCGGGAAGCUGGAAAACUCUGGCCAAAUUACUUUCACUUUAAUUCUCUGUCUGACAGCUGGUAUCUGCACCCCUUUACCUAAACUGAUGUAACAUGUCCUUUCACAUGGUUUGUGUAUCCCCUGAUAGGACUAAGGGCAGACCGCUUCCUCACUGAGCCAGAUCCUCACCAACUCCCCCCCUGUCACUGUCUACAUAGUCAGGUCUAACCUGACCAGGCUGUCCUGUUCCCAUACUGCUCUGUCUGCAGGGCUUCAGUCUGGGGCAGUUCCUUCACUGAGUGAUAGGUAACUGUUCACUCUACAACUCUCCACUGGCUCCGGUAAUAAAGCAGCAGCUACACUGACUCGCUCGGGGAGCGGCUGCUACUAUUGUACAGGUUUCCCUGAGCGAGGGUGACUCACCCUCUCCCCUGACCCGCCUGCCCUCCCGGUGUCUCUCCCCUGACCCCCCCUCCCCGCCCUCCAGGUCUCUCUCCCCUGACCCUCCCC
This is a messenger RNA of Chiloscyllium plagiosum (whitespotted bambooshark), 2908 nucleotides long. Lineage: Eukaryota; Metazoa; Chordata; Chondrichthyes; Orectolobiformes; Hemiscylliidae. The record is from RefSeq and is a predicted model, not a curated record.